CUGGCUGAGGGUCCUCAGGCCCGGAGGUGGAGCGGCUGGCCAGAGUGCCCACGGCCGAGUGGAGCGGUUCCACCCGAUCGCCGUCAUGCUCCGGGUCCCGCUGUGCACGCUGCUCCUGCUACUGGCGCCGCCCCGGCUGGGCGCUGCGCAAGGCGUCCAUAAUGUCUCCCGGAGGACAUUUGAGCUAGACUACAGCCAGGACCGCUUCCUCAAGGAUGGGCUGCCGUUCCGAUACAUCUCAGGAAGCAUUCACUAUUUCCGGAUACCCCGCUUCUACUGGGAGGACCGGCUGCUGAAGAUGAAGAUGGCUGGGCUGAACGCCAUCCAGAUGUACGUGCCCUGGAACUUUCAUGAACCCCAGCCAGGACAGUAUGUGUUUUCUGGGGACCAUGAUGUGGAGUAUUUCAUUCGCCUGGCUCACGAGCUGGGGCUCCUGGUGAUCCUGAGGCCUGGGCCCUACAUCUGUGCAGAGUGGGACAUGGGAGGCUUACCCGCUUGGCUACUAGAGAAAGAAUCUAUUGUUCUUCGAUCUUCUGACCCAGAUUACCUUGCAGCUGUGGAUAAGUGGCUGGCAGUCCUUCUGCCCAAGAUGAAGCCUCUGCUCUACCAGAACGGAGGGCCAAUUAUAACCGUGCAGGUUGAGAAUGAAUACGGCUCCUACUUCACCUGUGAUUAUGACUACCUGCGUUUCCUGGCACACCGCUUCCGUUACCAUCUGGGUAAUGACGUCCUUCUCUUCACCACCGAUGGGGCGAAUGAAAAAUACUUGCGAUGUGGGACCCUGCAGGGCCUGUAUGCCACAGUGGAUUUUGGAGCAGCCAAUAAUGUCACAGCAGCUUUCCUAAUCCAGAGGAAGUUUGAACCCAAAGGACCUUUGAUCAAUUCUGAGUUCUACACUGGCUGGCUAGACCACUGGGGUGAACCCCAUUCCACAGUGAAUACUGAAAUAGUGGCUGCCUCCCUCUAUGACCUGCUUGCCCGGGGGGCCAGUGUGAACUUGUACAUGUUUAUAGGUGGGACCAAUUUUGCCUAUUGGAAUGGUGCCAACACACCCUAUGCAGCUCAGCCCACCAGCUAUGACUACGAUGCCCCACUGAGUGAGGCUGGGGACCUCACUGAGAAGUACUUUGCUCUUCGAAAUGUCAUCCAGAAGUUUAAAGAAGUCCCAAAAGGUCCUAUCCCUCCGUCUACACCCAAGUUCGCAUAUGGAAAAGUUGCUCUGAGAAAGUUCAAGACGGUGACUGAAGCUCUGGACAUCCUGUGUCCCAAUGGACCUGUGAAAAGCCGUUAUCCCUUGACGUUCAUCCAGGUGAAACAGUAUUUUGGGUAUGUGCUGUACCGAACAACACUUCCUCGGGACUGCAAUGACUCGGUGCCCAUUUUCUCUUCAUCCAUCAAUGGUGUCCAUGAUCGGGCUUACGUCGCUGUGGACGGGGUCCCCCAAGGAGUCCUUGAGCGAAACUAUGUGCUGGUCCUGGACAUACAGGGAAAAGCUGGAGCCGUUCUGGACAUUCUGGUGGAGAACAUGGGGCGUGUGAACUAUGGCAAACACAUCAAUGAUUUCAAGGGUUUGGUUUCUAACAUGACCCUCAACUCCAGUAUCCUCACCAACUGGACAAUCUAUCCACUGGACACUGAGGCUGCAGUACGCAGCCAUCUUGGGGGCUGGGAGGCCCAUGAUGAUGGCCGCCAUGAUGGACAUGUGACUUUCAGCUCUUCAAACUUCACACUCCCCACGUUUUAUGUGGGCAGCUUCUCCAUUCCCUCGGGCAUCCCAGACCUACCACAGGACACCUUCAUUCAGUUUCCUGGAUGGACCAAGGGUCAAGUGUGGAUCAACGGCUUUAACCUUGGCCGAUACUGGCCCAAACGGGGCCCACAGGUGACCUUGUUUGUGCCGAGGCAUAUCCUGACGACUUCAGCCCCAAACAACAUCACGGUGCUGGAGCUGGAGCUGGCUCCCUGCAGUGAUGGGACCACAGAGCUGUGUACAGUGGAGUUUGUUGACAGGCCAGUCAUCGGCAGGUCCCUGGCCAACACGUUUCCAGGUUGGUCUGAUCAAGACUCAUGGCUGAACCUCCUGUGAUGACUGAACCUCUAGGACCACAGCCCUGCACUGGCUGCAUGGAUCAUCCUUUUCUUGCUACAGUGGAAGAUAAAUUUAUGGGGUGUGUGUGUCCUUUCGGUGUCUCUGCAGCCUUACAUUGCCUGACCACAAGAGUGGCCACCAGGAAGGCUGAAGGGAGUAGUCAUCACAGGAACACACACACAGCUGGAGUGUUGUGCAGAGUUGGAACAAAACUUGAAUGAUGUCUCUUCGUUUGAUUUGAAACAAUCAUGUCGUCUUUCCGUUGAAUAAAAUUUGUACUCAAGUGGC
Peromyscus eremicus (cactus mouse) is the source of this 2377-nucleotide messenger RNA. RefSeq names its product galactosidase beta 1 (gene Glb1). The record is from RefSeq and is a predicted model, not a curated record. Bases 86 to 2086 code for a protein of 666 amino acids. Gene Ontology annotation, cellular component: vacuole. The transcript is spliced from 16 exons. Lineage: Eukaryota; Metazoa; Chordata; Mammalia; Rodentia; Cricetidae. Gene Ontology annotation, molecular function: beta-galactosidase activity. Gene Ontology annotation, biological process: carbohydrate metabolic process.